Molecule: messenger RNA, 1025 nt
Organism: Lindgomyces ingoldianus
Lineage: Eukaryota; Fungi; Ascomycota; Dothideomycetes; Pleosporales; Lindgomycetaceae
Product: short-chain dehydrogenase
Exons: 6
Coding region: 75-1025 (316 amino acids)
Source: RefSeq, a predicted model, not a curated record
AUCUUAUUCCAACUCCCAAGUAACAAAACCGACAGCGUUGAUAGUUCGAAUUCGAGGGUAGAAAUCCGCUCACGAUGGGGAGUAAAGAUGAAAGUGAACAGACAUUGAAGCCCUUGAAGCUCCAGGAGCAAGACCUCGCCGGAAAAGUUGCGAUUGUAACCGGGGCAAGCAAAGGCAUCGGUCGCGCCAUCGCUCUCGAGUUGGCAACUCGGGGCGCCUCAAUUCUGGGGACUUUCUCCAGCCUAGAUUCUGCAGAUCUCUUCAAGACGUUCACCGAUACCAUCACUAGUCUCUGCUCAUUCACGAAGCAUCCGGACACACCCAGCACAGCUUGCCCAAAGCUUAUUGGCGUUCCAGCUGAUAUCACCUCUUCAUCCGCGCCGAGGACUAUCAUCGACUGCCUCCGUACGCAAUUUGAUGCGAAGGUUGAUAUUGUGGUUUUCAAUGCUGCGGUUAUGAGCCUCGCGCGGAUGGGGGAAGGGAAGAUUGGUGAAGACUUCGUGGAGAGAGCAUUAGCAGGGAAUAUCACUUUCCCGAUCUUAAUGAUGGAGGAGCUGGUAAAGGAGAGUUGUCUGAGGCCGAACGGUAGAGUUGUGGCGAUUAGUAGUGAGGGCUCAAGGGUUAAAAGGCCUGCUGGUGGGUUCUGGACAUCCUUCUUUGGCGUGUACUUUUUCAUUAUGGUCGUCGGAGUUACGAUUGGCAUGGCAGUCUAUGCGGCUACGAAAGCAGCACUGGAGUGUCUGAUGAGAAAGUGGGCCGACGAGCUCGGCACUCGUCCCGGGAUGGAGGGUACCACGUUUAACUCGGUGAGUGUAGGAUUUACUAAGACCGAAGCAUACACCAGAAUUCCAUCGGAAGUGAGGGAGAGGCUUACGGCUGCCGAUGCUGCAGAGGUCGCGGUUGGUAAUCGAAUUGGCGAGGUGGAGGAUGUGGCAGACGUGGUUGGCCUCCUGGUCAGUGGUAAAGCAAGAUGGAUUAGUGGAAGUGUAGUAGAUGCUUCUGGAGGGAAAGCGAAGAUCCUUUAG